Messenger RNA from Plasmopara halstedii, 501 nucleotides. RefSeq lists its product as uncharacterized. The record is from RefSeq and is a predicted model, not a curated record. Lineage: Eukaryota; Oomycota; Peronosporomycetes; Peronosporales; Peronosporaceae. The transcript has a single exon. Bases 1 to 501 code for a protein of 166 amino acids.
AUGCCAUGGUUGAUGCAUUUCAGCCUAGCAUUGACUGGAUUAUCGCUGUCAACAAGUCGUCCAUCGCUAUCUCGAGUUGCGACGAGGGAGGAAUUGGUUUGGGCGUAUGCAUCUGUUUAUGAAGUCACGGAUGUCCCAAGUGAUAUUGUGGUGUCCCACGUUCAUGCUCAAAAAGACGAAAGUUACAGUUCAACUGGAGGUGGAGCAGUCAGGCGCAGAAAGAAGACGGUCUCCAUCGACAUGAAUGUCAUGGUGGAUGGCUGUAUGACGAAUAGUGGGACCAUAGGCAAAGACCCAUCCCGAGAGAAGAAUAAGAGGGCCACCAAGAAGAGUACUCCGUCAAGUAUUUUGCGUACCCCUGAUCAAGGUAGAAGUUUUAUCAAUGAUGAAAGUGAUCAAGAACAAGACAUUUCAAGCGAGUUUGUAAAUGUUGUGGCCUACAACGAAGAAAGUGACGUAGACGUUAUCCGUCUACGUCACUUUCUUGACGUGGUCACGUGA